AUGAAGACUGAGCGUAUCCGCCAACGCUUACACGACGCGUCCCAUCAACUCGCGGACUUCCUCCAUGCCCUCCCAGACGACCAUCCUCUCCAGAUCGCCCUCCGCACAUACACUCUCGCACUCUCCCUUGCGCUCGGACCCGCGCUCCUCCCAUUCCUGACCUCGCGUAAGGCGCGCACACAAGGCCUUCGACGCGCACUACAUAUCCUUGCACGCGAGCUUUCUCCCAACGCGUUCGCCACCUCAAUCACCGUUGGCGUAGCCGGUGGCGCUGCCAUUCGCCGACUAUGGGACAGGUGGACAGAAGGCGAGGUUGUUGGCAUUGGUACACGAGAGGGAGGGGGUGAUAGGUACUGGGAUGCCCUCCAUAAGCUCCGCACCUGGGCCGCCUCAUUACAAGACUGGCAGAAAUCGUUCGUCUCCAAUGUCGUGUCGUCCAUUCUCGCAGUCGCGCUGCUGCAUUCACGGCGACGUCAUGCGACUUCUGCUGGCGUAGGACGUCCCUCACCGACAUUGGACCUCUCCUUGCUGCUCCUGGUCCGAGCGAUGGACUCCGCGGUGCAGAUGAUGUUCUUCAAGCCGUCGGCGGUGCAGCUCAGUAGGCUCACACUGACUCAAAAGGAAGAUCAGCAGUCAGUCAAUCGGAAAUGGUCUACUCGGUUGGAUGCCCUAGUGUUCUGGGCCUGCAGUGCAAGGAUUAUGUGGUGCUUCUUCUACGAACCGGACAGGCUACCCCGGUCCUACAACAAGUGGAUCAUGACCCUCGCCAGCAUCGACCCGCGACUACUUGCUGCCAUUCGUGCCAUUCGCGCCGGGAAGUUCUCCUAUGUGAGGGGGGUGUCCAUUCCGCAGGACCUGGUCACGUCGCUCUCGAGGGACCUUGGAUAUCCAGCUGCAUGGGGUGACCCAGCCGUUGUUCCCGCAUAUGGCCUCUACGCUAACCCAGUAUGGAGGAGACUUUCUAUCCCCGGAAGGCAAGGAGUCGCAGGCUUGCCUUGCGAGGUCGUUCAUGGCGGGGUUACCGGAGGUAGCUGUACUGCCAACGCAGCCAUUCGUGGAGCCCAGGCUUUCGCCGAGGCUCUUGCCAUCUAUCUCCCUGUUCACUUCUUGCCUAUUGCCAUCACAAGACCGCGAAAGCUCCUUGAGAUACCCCGCCUCCUUGCUACCGCACUCAGUGCGGCCCGUAGUGCAACAUUCCUAUCAGCCUUUGUGUCGUCCACCUGGUUCACCAUAUGCUUAACCCGCACUCUCCUUCUGGCACGUCUCUUUCCUCACAUCUCGCACGAUUUCUGGGACGGCCCAUUCGGAUGCGCAUUCAUGGGGAGUCUGGUCUGUGGAGCGAGUAUUUGGAUCGAGCGUGGCAGUCGGAGGGGCGAGAUGGCACUCUACGUCCUCCCUCGUGCGAUCAGGGCAUGCCUCGCCGCGGACUGGGUCAAGAGUGGCAAGUUCAGCGUUCGCUUGGCUGAAAGAACCAUCUUUGUUCUUUCUUUGGCCUCGCUGCUCACCACCGUAGUGCACCGACCAGAUACCCUGCGUGGUCUUUCACGAUGGACUUUGGCAUUCGUUAUGAAGGGUCCGAACGCGGGCUUCUGGCGUCGGAAACGUCUGGACACAAAUGCUCCUUCUACCCCUGCUCAUCUGACGAGGACCUCCACUCCACUACCCGAAGGGGAAAAUGUCGACGGUACCGCCUGA
This is a messenger RNA of Epithele typhae, 1695 nucleotides long. RefSeq lists its product as uncharacterized. The transcript is spliced from 4 exons. The record is from RefSeq and is a predicted model, not a curated record. NCBI's taxonomy places the organism in Eukaryota, Fungi, Basidiomycota, Agaricomycetes, Polyporales, Epitheliaceae. The coding region runs from base 1 to 1695 and encodes 564 amino acids.